Molecule: messenger RNA, 8559 nt
Organism: Coregonus sp. 'balchen'
Lineage: Eukaryota; Metazoa; Chordata; Actinopteri; Salmoniformes; Salmonidae
Source: the annotation of a GenBank genome assembly
AUGUCAGUAAGGGAGCUCUUGCGAUCCUUCCAAAAGGGGCAGGACCCCUCAAAGAGAAAGUCUGGGCUUUUCGAGCUCAAAACCACCUCUACAGAGCAUGAAACAACAGAAUCAGAAUCACAGCCCACUCAGUCCAAAUCCACCAUCAAAGCCACGACAAGCCGUUACGAACGGGAAGUAUCACUGGACGCCAUACCUGGCGAGCCCCACAGAGAGAGAGACGAGCAAAUUAGCCCACACCAAAAGCACUCCAAAGAUUUUGGUGCUGAAAUCAAAGCAAAGCUUGAGGACAAUCCAGAGUACCAACAGUUUAGGCAGAUCUCUGUAGAGGGUAGUCCUGCCCAGUCAGACUUAACUGAAAUCGUAGAGUUUCCUAAUUCUGCCCUCGAUGAUAGCUCUGAUAGUUUAAAACAUGAAGGCGUGGCAGACUCUCCCAGUGCCAGCCUGGGUGAUUGUAGUCCUCAUCAUCUGAGCUCUGAGGAUAGCCUCAAACACCAGGGCUUAGCAACUCCUGGAACAAGCCCUGACAGUCUCUCUUUCUCUCCCAGAAACGCUGACCAGUCCACUAAAAACUCAACAGCUGUUACUAUAGCUGUCGAAGAUGACAAGAAAAGUAAGGAUAAGUCUGGAGACUCUGGUGUGGGGACCAUUGAUGACCAGCCAUCAAAUGAAAUAACCCUCCCUGUCUCUUCCAGCAAGGCUGCAGACGACCGCACCACAAGUGAGUCCAUAUCUUUUCAGAGGGCUGAGUCUAAGCCCUCUAAACCGAGAAAGCUUACAAAGAGAGUUUCUGAGACUUUAGAGAACUUCCUUAGUGAUGAGGAGAGCCCCGAUGACAAGCUAGCCUCAGCCUUAGCUGCAACCAUUGCUUCUAGUGCCUCUACCCAGCGUCAAGGAAACUUAGAACUGCCUUUAAGACAGCAAGACUCAGACGCUCUCAGUCCAUUAGCGGACGACUCUUUGACCAUAAGCCACAGAGACUCUCUAGACGAGGGUAGUCCCCUCAUGGAAGACAACUCCUCCCAUAGGACCCCAGACUCUAUCGAGCCCAGCCCAACCAAGGAAUCCCCUUGUCAUGACUCCUUAGAGAGCAGCCCGGUAGAGCAAAAAACCUUCCCUCCUGCUCUAGAUCAGCCCAGUGGGUCCUCUAGCCACCCAGAACCCUCCAAUGCCCCAGACUUCCCCCCAGACGUGUUGCGUAGUAGGCUACUCAGGGACCAGGAGGCUAGUGCCAACGAUGAUGACAGUAUCGAGCAGACUUUGUCCCAGAUGGAAAGUUCCGGUAAGAGUCCUCUCUCCCCCGACACCCCUAGUUCUGAAGAGGUAAGUUAUGAGGUAAACCCCAAAACCCCCGACCACAUGUUCCUAUCUGUGGUGUCCACACCAGCUGUCAUAACCGAAGACUCAGAGGAAGAUGAUGAUGAGUCAGAAGCACAGAGGAAAUUCACUCCAGAGGAGGAGAUGUUUAAAAUGGCAGCCAAAAUAAAAACCUUUGAGGAAAUGGACCAGGACGCCAGAACCAAAACUAACUCUAGAAAAUAUAUCAGUGCCUCAGCAGGUGACGAAGCAGGGGAUGAUAGCUUCAGAACAGUUGAACUAGAGUCCGCAAAUGAGAGUGGGCUCACUGGGGCCAAAGGGACCUCAGAGUUAGCUCUUUCUGUUGAAUCCCUUAUUAAAGUACAACCUCCCUCUCCUUUUCCAGCAGGUGUGCAUGAAGGAGUCCACCACACAGAGUCCAAGAGUGUAGCUACAAUGGCAGCAGUAGAGGGACCACAAUCUGUCUCAGAGCAGCAUGUCUCACAAUCAGUUCAUUCACACAAACAAACAGACGACAAAGACAGUUUAGCUAAAAUGGCUACCAUGUCUUCCAGCUCUGAGGGGGCUGCAAACAUAACCGAUGAGCAGAAGGAGGAAAGCUUGAGGAAAUCAAGGGGAAGCAAGGAGGAUGAUGGGGGAGGGAAAGAGGCAGAUGCAGGCAGUCUGCAGACAUCUGCUGUAAAGGCUCCCAGCCAGGUAGAGAGAAAUAUAACUGAUGAAGUGAAAGGAGAUUACAGGAGGCACUCAGGAGCCCCUGAGGCAGAAACGUCCUCCACCAUCAUUAUCGGACAAGCGAAGGAAAUGUUCAAACCUGAGAUCUGUAUCUAUGACGACACAGAGGAAGACGAUGAGGAAGAGGAACCUCCCAGAACCGAGUCAAAGGGCGUGACCGCCAACGCGGAGGCAGACCCCUGGAGCGCCAUGCGUGAGGACGACGAUGCUUUCACGGCCCGCGUCAAAGAGGAAGAGCAGAAGAUCCUGGGUCUGAUGGUGAACCAGCAGUCCCAGGGGGCAACCACGGACACGACCCCAGGAAGGAGCCCCACAGAGGAGAGCACGCCAACCAGCGAGCCCAAUCCUUUCCUCUUCCAAGAGGGGAAGCUCUUCGAGAUGACCCGCAGUGGCGCUAUUGACAUGACCAAACGGACCUAUGAGGACGAGGGCUUUUACUUCUUCCAGAUAGGAGAGCAUCCUCUAGAGGAGGCGCUGUCUGAACAGGUCAGAGAAGAGCCAGGAGAUAGAGCAGCCCCAUUAGACAGUGAAGUGGGUCUCAACCUGACUCUAGAGAUAAAAAUGGAAGAUGAGAAACAACCUAAAGAUGCUUCAGAGGACGAUCAGACAGGUAGCGGGGCUGCAGCAGCCUCCCCUUCUAAAUCAGACGCCUCUAAAUCUAGAAUCCCUAGAAUGGGUCUUUCCGCCUCAGCUAAGAUCACUAAGAAAGACAAAGACUCAGUAUCCCCAGUAUCUCCUGAGGCUUUAGAAGUUAAACCAGAUUCAAUUGUAGAGGAGACCCCCCUAGAGGUAGAAAAUAGUUCCCCAGACCCAAUGAUAGCUAAUGUUGAGACAGCAGUAACUGUCACUCGAUCAGUGUACCCUGAACAAGACCAAGAGUCCUCUGACUCCUCUCCCGAGGAGCAGCAUUCAGUUAUAGAACUCCCCAAAACCAUGGAAAAGACCAAAACCCCAACUUCUAGUGAAAAAGUGAAAAAGAUCCCAACUAAAACCCCAGCUAUAGCUCCAGCCAAGGCUGGCUCCCAAAGUCGGAUUAAAACUUCUUCCUCCUCUACAUACCCUACAUCCCCCUAUUCAGCAACUCUUAAAAAAGAGACCCCCUCUGCAGAGUCUAAAUCGAGAAUACCUGUCAAAGGCAAGGCUAGCCCUGUCAAGCCUGAGCCAUCAGUUAAACAUACUGUGUCUUCCCAGGACACAAAGCUCAAGGUCCCAGUAAAAAAGGACUCGAGGAGAAAGUCUGAGACAGAUGCAGGUCUCUCUGCAGUUCCCAAAACCAAGACUUCGUCUUCCAAAGCCAAGAGCUUCUGUGAGGGAGACAAGACAUCUGCUAAAAAGGGCCAGGUUCGUCCCAUGAGCACUGAUUACUCCACCAAGCCCAAGUCAUGCUUCGGCUUCCAAUCCAGGCUGCCAGUUAGAGGCAAGCUUGGUCAGCCAUCCAACAAUUACCACCCCCGCCAAAGAGAAAAGCAAGCCGCGCAAGAAGUCCACCGAGUUUGUCGAUGAGAUUAGUGACGAAGCGGCAAAGCUGGUUGAGAGAUUGGCUCAGGCCGAGAAAGACAAAGAGCAUGAGGCUGCCAUCUCGGAUGACGAGAGCAGUGGCAUAGACCCCUCCGUCAUAGAGAGGGAGACUUUUCCCGAAAUGCAUUUCCCUACUUCCGGAGACGUCUAUCCCAUUAGACCCCUGUGGGACGACCCUGUUGACACGCAGAUGCAACGAAUUCCCAACGAUACAGUCAGAAGUCAAGGUACCCCCCUCCUCACGGGGCUCAUUCUCUCUAUAUUGUACCUCGCUAGCACACUAGCCUUAAAAGGUGCCGCUUCUCUGUGUCUUGUAACUAAUGCUCUUGGUAGCUAAAGACUCUUUGUGGUUGCUUCUGUGGUGUUUAAGUGGUGUCUUGUGUUUGUAUUUGUGUCUCUUUUCCUUCUAUGUGUUCUACAAAUCUCAAGAUUGACCUAAAGGCAUUUUUGAAGUCAGGGACUCAAUUAAGGAAUUUAGGAUCAGUUUUAGCUUGACAAUGUGUCAUAGGUCAUAGUCAGGUUUAGUAUCAAAUGUGUUUGAUUAACGCAGUUAGGCUGUAGGAGAAAAGAAGAAAUAUAUAAAAUGAGAUAAAAAAAUGUAAGAAUCCAACUUACAUUUUUCCGGAGCUGUUACAAUUGGCUGAACUACUACGAUUUACUUUCCAUACAGUAUGUUUCCAUUCAUGUUUUUUUUCUUCUUCUAGAGUUACCAAAAUUGCAUGAUAAUCACUAGCUAUACACCAAAUACACAUCUGUUUCAGUUACUGUCAAUUAUCUACACAUACCUCCAAAUAGCUAACAUUAUAGCAUUACAGGGCACAAGAAAGCCAGUGAAGAGUCUUUUUACUCAUGUGCUCGGUUGAAGAUAGCAUUUUCUUCCUAAUGUGAAUGUGACUUUGCCUGGCCAUCCUUGCACGGCCUGUCCACUCAUGGCUCUCCUGCUGUUGUGGUGGCAUUUACAGUAGAUCUACAGGAUGAAGCCGAAAGGAAGGAGGAACGAUUGGAAAUAAUAGCCGACCACCUGGGCUUCAGUUGGAUGGGUGAGUGGAACCCCAGGCAUGUUGGCAUUCCAAGAGUGUCAGAGACGAUAAAGGAUGACGAUAAUGUUGAUUUAAACACUUCCCAGUGGUUCUUGAAGAAUGUUAACAUUAACGUUGCAUAGUUAACAGUGAAAAGUGUCAUAUAAGUGUCAUAGGUUGCUAUUCUCAACAACAACAACAACAAAAAUAUUUGAUCAGCCAGAUGUUUCCAGAAUUGGGUGAUUAUCAUCAAUCCUUUAAAAAACAAUAUCAUAAUAUCUGUCUUUGUUCUGGUGGGUUUUCUAGAGCUGGCUCGGGAGCUGGAGUUGAGUGAGGAGAGGAUCAAUCUAAUAAGAAUUGAGAACCCCAACUCACUACAGGACCAAAGCCACGCCCUGCUGAAGCUCUGGACUGACAGGGAUGGCAAACAUGCCACAGGUAUGCUGAUAUAUCACUCCUUAAUGUAUUAUGAAUAUUUAUUAUUGAUAAUUGUAAUAUUUUCCUUAUGGCUUAUUUACUGUUAUGAUCUUUGUUAUUAUGUUAUUAUUUCUAUACACAGAAACUACACUGAUCAAACGACUCACCAAGAUCAACAGAAUGGACAUUGUUCAUCUCAUCGAAACCAAGAUAAUGAAGUCCACCCAGGAGGACGCAUCAUCCCACACCUAUGCAGAGAUUGAGAGGACCAUUGCAAUGGAUCACAGUGAAGGUAUAGUGUACAGUCGUGGUCAAAAGUUUUGAGAAUGACACAAAUACUAAUUUUCACAAAGUCUGCUGCCUCAGUUUUGAUGAUGGCAAUUUGCAUAUACUCCAGAAUGUCAUGAAGAGUGAUCAGAUGAAUUGCAAUUAAUUGCAAAGUCCCUCUUUGCCAUGAAAAUGAACUUAAUCCCCCAAAAACAUUUACACUGCAUUUCAGCCCUGCCACAAAAGGACCAGCUGCCAUCAUGUUAGUGAUUCUCUCGUUAACACAGGUGAGAGUGUUGACGAGGACAAGGCUGGAGAUCACUCUGUCAUGCUGAUUGUGUUAGAAUAACAGACUGGAAGCUUUAAAAGGAGGGUGGUGCUUGAAAUCAUUGUUCUUCCUCUGUUAACCAUGGUUACCUGCAAGGAAACAUGUGCCGUCAUCAUUGCUUUGCACAAAAAGGGCUUCACAGGCAAGGAUAUUGCUGCUAGUAAGAUUGCACCUAAAUCAACCAUUUAUCGGAUCAUCAAGAACUUCAAGGAGAGAGGUUCAAUUGUUGUGAAGAAGGUGUCAGGGCGCCCAAGAAAGUCCAGCAAGCACCAGGACCGUCUCCUAAAGUUGAUUCAGCUGCGGGAUCGGGGCACCACCAGUGCAGAGCUUGCUCAGGAAUGGCAGCAGGCAGGUGUGAGUGCAUCUGCACGCACAGUGAGGCGAAGACUUUUGGAAGAUGGCCUGGUGUCAAGAAGGGCAGCAAAGAAGCCACUUCUCUCCAGGAAAAACAUCAGGGACAGACUGAUAUUCUGCAAAAGGUACAGGGAUUGGGCUGCUGAGGACUGGGGUAAAGUCAUUUUCUCUGAUGAAUCCCCUUUCCGAUUGUUUGGGGCAUCAGGAAAACAGCUUGUCCGGAGAAGACAAGGUCAUGCCAACAGUAAAGCAUCCUGAGACCAUUCAUGUGUGGGGUUGCUUCUCAGCCAAGGGAGUGGGCUCACUCACAAUUUUGCCUAAGAACACAGCCAUGAAUAAAGAAUGGUACCAACACAUCCUCCGAGAGCAACUUCUCCCAACCAUCCAAGAAAAGUUUGGUGACGACCAAUGCCUUUUCCAGCAUGAUGGAGCACCUUGCCAUAAGGCAAAAGUGAUAACUAAACAUCUAUAUUUUGGGUCCAUGGCCAGGAAACUCCCCAGACCUUAAUCCCAUUGAGAACUUGUGGUCGAUCCUCAAGAGGCAGGUGGACAACCAAAAACCCACAAAUUCGGAUAAACUCCAAGCAUUGAUUAUGCAAGAAUGGGCUGCCAUCAGUCAGGAUGUGGCCCAGAAGUUAAUUGACAGCAUGACAGGGCGGAUUGCAGAGGUCUUGAAAAAGAAGGGUCAACACUGCAAAUAUUGACUCUUUGCAUAAACUGAAUGUAAUUGUCAAUAAAAGCCUUUGACAUUUAUGGAAUGCUUGUAAUUAUACUUCAGUAUACCAUAGUAACAUCUGACAACAAUAUCUCAUUACACUGAAGCAGCAAACUUUGUGAAGACCAAUACUUGUGUCAUUCUCAAAACUUUCGACCACGACUGUACUACCAACCAAAAUGGAAAUGUCCUAUGUUUACCGUCAUGAGACAGUAAACCUCAUGUCAUCUUUAUCAACCAAAAUGUACUAACUAUGCCAAAGAGAUCACAGGUUAAUAACGGUGUCCAUAUCUAUGCCUGUCCAGGUUUCUCUGCCCUCCAUGAGGACAUAGACAGUCCCCGGCCAGGCAGGCGUACAGACGGCACCCCCAGUGGGCCAGGGUCCAGGCAGGGGCCCUUCAUGGUGUCAGAGGAGGACCUCUCCUCCAGCAUGUCAUCACUGCAUGAGACAUCAGGGCGGGUAGAGAUAGACACUUCAGUAACAGGCCUCCUGAAACACGCCCAGAAGGAGAAGCUGCAGAAAGAGCUGGAGAUGACACAGUAAGUUGAUCAGUCAGUAUAAGAGUGAAGUAUUGAGUGAAAGAGAAAUUGGUAUGGUUAAAAAGGUCUUAUGUUGUUUUCUGCUAUGUUCUGCUAAUGGUGUAUGGUUGUAGAAACAAACAGUUCAGUCAAAUAAUCGUGAUUUGCAUUGUUAAAAUCAAUAGGAAUAAACUGUUUUUAAGAAUAACUGUGUGUUAUUUUUGCUGGGAGACUUCAAAUGUGAUUAGAUGUUUGACUUCAUGUUACUUUUUGUUCCUCAGUUCUGUGGGCGGUACACCACAGAGUGGAUCGGAGAAGGCUGAGUCACUACACAUGGGCACUUUUAAACAAGUAAGUCCCUUCUUCACCUUGUACCGCACCUCCCCCUACCAGCUCACCUCUCACGUCCUAGAUCCUGUCUACAACGGGCCCACCCCUCCCCCCUCCCCCUCUCUAUCUGUCAAGCAUUCUGAGAAGGGGGCACAGCGGGGUGCAGAGUGGGGUGAGGGGUCACUCCAGCCCCCCCAGGCAGAAAGCGACAACAAAGAGUCAACGAAUGACCAAGAGUCACCCACUAAAAGUAGUAAGCGUGUCUGUGAGAACCGUCCGUUGUCCAUGACCGACUUCGGGGACAGUCUGACUGAAUGUGACCAGGCCGAGCCAGACUUCAGUGAGCUGUCUGUGGAGCUAAAGCAAACCUCAAAGUACUACACUUACCUCUCCACCACGCCCGUCACUAUGACCUCUCAGACAACUGAACGUGUUUCUGAGAAGAUCAGUGUUACAGCCAAGCCUAUGAAUUUACCACUUCCUCAGUCUACUCAGCUUCCUCAGGCUUCUGAGGUGGUACGCCCCAAAGAGACAUGUGAGAUAUUCUCAGAGGAUCAUAUUGACGAGGUGUCACACCGACUUUACGAAGUCCUGUUUGGAUAUGUAGAGGAGUCAACUAGUGAAGAAUCCAAAAAAACACCAAUGGAAUUGGAUGAGGUAGCCGGAACUUACAGAGCCAGCCGGGUUUAUGCAGCAGAUUCCCCUACCUCCAUGCUUUUGAUUGAUGUAGACCAGGCUACUCUUGACCAGGAAGCUAUCUCCACUGAGCUACACCUCAGCCCUGUAGAUAUCAGUCCCAUUACCCUAGAGUCUAUCACCUUUGGGGUGGGUAAGGAAUCACAGACAAUAGCUCAGACAUCAUCAGACGUGUCAAGAACCACUCAGAUUUCGGAGUCGGUCCCAGUAGAAUCCAUUGUCAGCACUGCAUUUAUCCAGAUGUCACAUGACUCAACUGCUGAGACCCCAGGAGAGGUGUCAGCUCCUCCAGUGUCUGACUCCAAAUCAGCCAAAUCUGUUAUAACUGGUGUAGAGUACAGCUUUGA